GCCUGUAUUGAGCAGAAAAUGUUGACGAGAAUUCCCAGAGGUACCGAGACAACCGAGCUAUGCCACGACAGCUCGACACACUGAGAUCACUGAAUAACAAAACAACAUCAUGGAGAGCCUCAUCUAUGUCGACACCGAUGUCGUCUGUCUCCUCAGCCAGCUGAAUGCCUAUGACUACAUCAUAGUAGGCAGUGGCUUCGGCGGCGGGUCUCUCGCAGAGGUCCUUGCGCUCCAGAAGAAGAGGGUCCUCCUGGUCGAGCGGGGAGAUGUCAUAUUCUCCACGCACAUCCUCAACACGUCGCGGCCAUACUUUGGCCGGGGGGCCAGCAACAACCCCGAAGGCAACGAGAGCGUCUUCGACAGCGUCAAGGCCAAGGUGCAAUGCACCGAGGGCUCGGAGAGCUUCAUCGGUGGGCCGAUCUAUUGCCUCGGGGGCCGGAGCAACGUCUGGGGGAUCUGGACGCCCCAGAUCAGCCAGGACACGCUGGUCGAGUACUUCCCCUACGAGAUCAAGCAGUCCCUCCUCGACAAGGGUGGCUACAAGAAGGCGUUCGACUUCAUUACCAGCAAGUCACAGACCGACUUCGUGUACCCCAUGGGCAGCGGCGCGGAAAACAACCCGGUCAGGAUCAGCGAGGCCGAGUUACAGGACACUCAGUGCCUGCUGCAAGCCGCAGUCCCCGAGGCCGGGCCGUCAGGCGGCUUCACGCUCAUGCCGGUGGCCGCCGAGUUCAACUCGUCUGCCCCCUACAAGUUUCCCCAGGGUGCUUACAGCACUACCCUGGCGCUCAUGAACCGCAUGUUUGCGAACGACAAGUACCUGACGGUCCUCAUGAGGACAGAGGUGCUCGCUGUCCAGCGCAGCAGCGACGAGAACGGAUCGGCUGGCCGAGGAUCGUCCAUCACAUCCCUCAAGGUGCGAAAUACAAAAGAUGGUACUAUCAGGGACCUCGGAGUUGGGUCCGCCAAGGUGAUCCUCGCCGCCGGCUCCAUCGGCACAGCAUCCAUCGCCUUGAACAGCGGCCUGCACCAGCUGCCCGCCCCGGCGAGCGGCCUCGUCGGCAAGGGGAUCAUCGACCACGACAUCUGCUACGUGCGCUUCGCCAUGGAGAAGGGGCUCGAGCUCAAGAAGCCCCUGAACCUCAAGUCGGUCGUCACAAUCGACGGCCGGCGCUGCCUGCUGACGGUGACGGUCAACGCCAACUUCUUCCUCGCGGGCAGCUCGGCCUCGACCGCGCCGGCGCAGUGGUACCGGGACGGCAGGCUGAUCAAGUCGCCGCGCAGCCGCGCCGCCCCGGGCGACACGACAGAGUAUGACACCAUCGCCGUGCUCUUCGAGUUCGUCGGCCCCCUCGAGGACAAGAACGAGGUCCUCAGCCUGCCCGGGAAGGACCCCGUGCUGCACAUCAUCCGCCCCGCCAUCAAGCCCCAGGUCCAGGCGGGCAUGGAGGACAUCACCAGGCAGAUCCGGAACAGGUUCGUGUACAAUGACGAGAACUUCAAGACUGACGACCCGCCGCCGCGCCCGGUGCGCAUGGGGUUCGGGGUCUUUGCGCACGAGUGUGGGACCAUGCGCAUGGACGGCCCGAAGGGGCAGGGCGUCGUUGAUACGGACCUGAAGGUCAAGGGCCUGGACAACCUUUGGGUGUGUGAUUUGUCCGUCUUCCCUGUCAGCCCUGAGGCGAACCCCGGCUUGACGCUGGCGGCGCUGUCGCUGCGUCUGGCUCAGCACCUCGAGGGCAAGCCCCUUGAUGAUCUUGAGCCAUGGUGCCAGGAGACAGCGACGAGGAGCCUGGAUUCAGACUUGACAGUUUGUUCUUGUGCAAAAGGAGGAAGAAAGUCAUGAACAGGAUUGCGUGGGCCUGGGUGCAGAUGAUUGGCAGACACGUAGAACUGAACAGGGAUCGUUUUAAGCGUAGGACGUUAUUUACUCCGUAGUACCACUUUCGAGCAGGGCGA
Messenger RNA from Diaporthe batatas, 1959 nucleotides. RefSeq lists its product as uncharacterized. NCBI's taxonomy places the organism in Eukaryota, Fungi, Ascomycota, Sordariomycetes, Diaporthales, Diaporthaceae. The transcript has 2 exons. The record is from RefSeq and is a predicted model, not a curated record. Bases 110 to 1846 code for a protein of 578 amino acids. Gene Ontology annotation, molecular function: oxidoreductase activity, acting on CH-OH group of donors.